This is a messenger RNA of Penicillium canescens, 876 nucleotides long. Its product is annotated as RTA1 domain-containing protein. The coding region runs from base 1 to 876 and encodes 291 amino acids. NCBI's taxonomy places the organism in Eukaryota, Fungi, Ascomycota, Eurotiomycetes, Eurotiales, Aspergillaceae. The transcript is spliced from 3 exons. Gene Ontology annotation, cellular component: membrane. The record is from RefSeq and is a predicted model, not a curated record.
AUGACCGAAGGAUUCAAGCUAUACCACUACAACCCCUCAUCUGGGGCAGCUAUUCCAUUUGCAGCUAUUUUUGGCCUGAGCACAGUGGUACAUUUGUGGCAAUUAGGUCGAAAUAAAUCGUGGUACUUCAUACCAUUUCUUAUCGGUGGCCUCUUUGAGGCAUGCGGAUACGUCGCGAGGUUCGUCAGUGCAGAAGAAAGCCCGAAUUGGACGACCAAACCAUAUAUAGCACAAAGCCUGAUGCUUCUGUUGGCACCCGCCUUCUUCGCAGCCUCUAUAUACAUGAUUCUUGGACGUAUCAUUCAUCUUUUGAACGGGGCUUCGUGUUCGCUGGUGAGACCAUCAUGGUUGACUAAGAUAUUUGUGGCGGGUGACGUGCUGUCGUUCUUUAUCCAGAGUGGAGGUGGUGGCAUUCUUGCUACAGCGAAAGACAAGUCGAAGGUCAACCUGGGAAACAACAUGAUUGUUGUAGGACUCUUCGUGCAGAUCUUAUUUUUCGGAUUCUUCAUCGUCGUCUCCUUUGUUUUCCACCGCCGUAUGCUUGCCACGCCAUCGUAUGUCGUGGGAGACACCAGGGUUCCUUGGACACGUUACAUGAAGGUUCUCUAUAUUGCUAGCACCCUCGUCAUGAUCCGGUCCAUUUACCGAGUGGCGGAAUAUGCCCAAGGAAGCGAUGGAUAUCUUCAAAGCAAAGAGUUCUUCAUUUAUGUGUUUGACGCGACGUUAAUGCUGAUUUGUUGCCUGCUCUUUAACAUCUUCCAUCCAAGCAAAAUCCUGACCCGAACCUACAAGAUAGAGGAAGAAGUCGACUUGGAGAUGUUGAACCAGGAUGGUUAUACUGGAUACGGGCGCACUGGGGAUAACAACCUCUCGUAA